AUAUCUGUAUUGAUGACGUAUGACAAGCUCAAAUGUGUGGAUUCAUUCAAUUUGCUUUUGUCAUUAUUCAAAUUUAGUUGUAGAUCAGGUUUUUGAUUUGGUUCUUCUUUUGAGUUGUGUGGUAUUCAAAGCGCAAGGGAAUUUUCGCCAAUUUAUUCUAAAAAACACUUUAAAACUCGCCUGUGACGAUCAUAAAAUUAACGAUUUCAAAAUGUGUGUUGAAAAAUCCAAGGUUGUCAUAACAGAAAAGAAAAGAUCUCGACCGAACAAAUUAUCGCAGUUGGUUCGUGAUUUUUCAUGGAAGCUUUUGUUUUAUGUCAUUUCAAUGGUUUUGAUUCUGAAAGACAAACUCUCAGAAAUAUUUCUCGGAUGGUAUUUCGGGGAGAAGAAAACAUGUCCACCGCUUAAAAGUGAAUACAGUUUUUUGACUAAAAGUGCAAAAGAGCUGGCGAAUCUAAUCGAAACCAAACAGAUCACAUCGACACAAUUGAUCAAGGCCACUAUAGAUCGUAUGAAUGAAGUGAAUGGAGUUCUAAAUGCGAUAGUUGAUGGACCAUUCGUUGCAGAAGCACUAAAGGAAGCACAAAUGAUCGACGAGCGCAUUGCAAUGAACCAAAUAUCAAAAGAGGAAUUUGCAUCAAAGCCAUUCCUCGGUGUCCCAUUCACUACGAAGGACAGUACCAGUGUUGGUGGCAAAUUGCAUACGUUGGGAUUGCUUGCACGCAAAACAACACAUUCAAAGGAGGAUGCGGAGUGUGUAGCAUUGGCUAAAAAAGCCGGUGCGAUUAUUCUAGCGACCACUAAUAUUCCCGAGGUGAAUAAAUGGCAAGAAACAAGAAAUAAUCUUAUAGGUAUAACCAACAAUCCGUACGAUUUACGCCGUACGGUCGGAGGCUCAAGCGGUGGUGAAGGGGCGCUUAUUUCAUCUUGUGCAUCCGUAUUUGGAUUGGGUACAGACAUAGGUGGAAGUAUUCGGAUGCCAGCAUUUUAUUGUGGAAUAUUUGGACACAAACCGACGGUUGGGGCAAUCAAUACUCGAGGAUGUACAUUUAGAACUGGUAAAGAAGCUUCUACAAUGGUCGUAGCAGGUCCUAUGAGUCGGCAUGCAAAAGAUCUGUUACCACUGUUCAAGAUUUUAAUUGAUCCAAAGAAACAACCCAUUCUCAAGUUGGAUGAAAAGGUUGAUGUGCGGAAAUUAAAGUACUAUUAUGUUCGUGAAAGUGGUGAACACAAAUGUACCCCGGUAUCGAGUGAAUUGCAAACUGCAAUGACAAAGGUGGUUAACCAUUUGGAAAGUGUUGCAGAUACAAAGCCAAUUGAAAUUAAAUUGCAUGGAACUGAUAGAGCAACGAAAUUGUGGCGCUACUGGAUGACACAAGAGCCAGCCGAUUUCAAUUUACUAUUGGGCAAUGGUACACGCCUAAAUCCCAUUGUUGAACUCGUUAAAAAGUUGACAUUUACAAGUGAUUUGACUAUGGCUGCAAUAUAUUCAUUGAUCGAUGAAAUUCUACCGAAGGAGAAAGCUGACAAAAUCAAAGAAAUCACAAGAAAGUGUGAUGAAGAAUUAACGAAUAUUCUAGGAGAUGAUGGUGUUUUAUUAUACCAUAAUAUGACCAGAACAGCACCAUUCCAUUAUGCUCUCCUUCUCAAUGUAUCUGACUUCAGCUAUUGGUCAAUAUUUAAUGUGCUACAUGUUCCAGCCACGCAAGUUCCACUUGGACUAGACUCGAAAGGAUUGCCAUUGGGGAUUCAAGUAGUUGCCGCCAGAAAUCGAGACCGUCACUGCUUAGCGGUGGCAGAGGAGCUUGAAAACGCGUUUGGUGGAUGGAAACCUCCAUAUAGAGCUUAAGUAGGAAAUCUGUUUACAUUGCUGACGGGCAUUUUUGUAUUUGGUGUCGGAAAUAUAUACAAUAGUUACAUUUUGGACAA
Messenger RNA from Sitodiplosis mosellana (orange wheat blossom midge), 1929 nucleotides. RefSeq names its product fatty-acid amide hydrolase 2. The record is from RefSeq and is a predicted model, not a curated record. Bases 20 to 1849 code for a protein of 609 amino acids. The transcript has 6 exons. Lineage: Eukaryota; Metazoa; Arthropoda; Insecta; Diptera; Cecidomyiidae.